AUGUCCGAUUUUGCAACUAAAGAGGAGAUCAAGGCCAUAUUUGCCAAGCUUCAGAAGCAUCCUGCAAAUAAACAGUGUUUUGACUGUGCAACAAAAAACCCUACAUGGACCUCGAUUCCCUUCGGAAUAUUUGUCUGUCUACAAUGUAGCGCAAACCACAGAAGUCUAGGGGUGCAUAUAUCGUUUGUGAAAUCAUCGGUGCUGGACACUAAAUGGACAGACAAGCAGUUACGUUUGAUGAAAUGCGGCGGUAACAACAGCUUCAAGGAUUUCCUAAUCAAGAACGGCGGAUCAGCAUAUUUAAACAAGACUCCCCAGGAAAAGUAUUCAUCUCAGAUCGCGCAAAACUAUAAAGAGAAGCUGGAGAAAAAGGCCGAACUCGACGCCAAAAACCACCCCAAUGUGCUUGAGUGGGACGACGGAGCCACCGAGCUUGAGGCUGAGGACAGCGCCGACUCCGAUUCCAACAAUUUCUUCAGCAAAUGGGAGAAACCAUCUUCCACCCCUUCCCCACUGGGAUCCAGACCAAUCACACCAUCCAACAAACCGGCAGCCGACAAGCCUGCUCCUUCAUUACUUGGCUCCAAGCCAAGACUGGUCCAGAAAACAGGACUGGGUGCCAAGAAGAACAUCCUUGGAGGCCCUUCUGCCAAUAGAACCAAGGCCAAGCUGGGCGUUAAGAAGGUGUCGGCGGACAUUGACUUUGACGAUUUCGAGAAGAAAGCACAGCAGGAGGAAGAGCAGGCCAAAUCGUUGGGCUACGACCCCAAGGAGGUUGAGCCCGUGGCAGAAACCACAACCAGAAAACCGUCCGCUAGCACCGGCUCCCUUGCGAUGCCAAAGCCAACCACGCCGUCUACAGAGAAAGUCACGCAGUCUUUUGCGAGACUUGGUUUUGGUAUGGUGAACGCUGCCCCUGCUCCAGAAACCACCCAGAAAAAGUACAAAGACGUGGAGUACUCUGGUGAGGUGGCUGCCAGAUUUGGAAACCAAAAGGCCAUUUCCUCGGAUCAGUUUUACGGGAUUGGUUCUUACGACGAGGCAAAAGCGCAAGAGGCCAGAACGAAGCUCCAGGCGUACAAUGGAGCCACCUCAAUUUCGUCUUCCCAAUAUUACGGCGAACCUGAAGGCGCGAACCAUCAAAGAUCGACCUCGUUUGAUGGUGACGACAUCGAGCAGAAACUGACCGAGUUCGCAGAAAAGUACAUUGGAGAGGACAUUGCUGCCAUAAAAGAUGCCUUGGAGACCGGUGCCGGCAAAUUGUCAGGCUAUUUGAGAGAUGUUUUGAGAAACUAG
Molecule: messenger RNA, 1296 nt
Organism: Ogataea parapolymorpha DL-1
Lineage: Eukaryota; Fungi; Ascomycota; Pichiomycetes; Pichiales; Pichiaceae
Product: ADP-ribosylation factor GTPase-activating protein GLO3
Exons: 1
Coding region: 1-1296 (431 amino acids)
Biological process (GO): COPI coating of Golgi vesicle
Molecular function (GO): GTPase activator activity
Source: RefSeq, a predicted model, not a curated record